AGCACCCCGUGGACUCGCGUGCGCCGGGCCCCUCGGCCUUGAAACCCCUUGCUCUCACCUCACCGAUACUGCACACCCAAUGUUCACUUGGACGGGACACCGCGAUUUGUAGUUCAAUCAAAGAGAUCGACCCGGUUUUUUUUUUUUUUUCUUCUUCUUCUUCUUUUUGUGCUGUACGCGGGAUGAACACGGCUUCCACUUGACUCCUAAUUGAGGCUCGUUCGCGGCGUGCGUGCAGUGCGCGGAUGACAAGUGAACCUUGAAAUUUUUCAGUGCAAUUCAGUGAGUCACGCGGCGAGCGGCGCGGAUAAGUAUCAAGUGCGAGGAGGGAAGUCGCCGGAAACCGCGGCUGGGUAUUAUGCUAAUCAGACGGCGCUCAGAAUGCGGGAGGAAGAGCUCGAGAUAUCACUCAAGGUGGUGAUAGUGGGAAAUGGCGCGGUCGGCAAGUCCUCCAUGAUACAGAGGUUCUGCAAGGGCACCUACACCCGCGACUACAAGAAGACCAUCGGCGUCGAUUUCCUCGAGCGAGAGGUCGAAAUCGAUGGCGAGGACGUGCGGUUGAUGUUGUGGGACACGGCUGGCCAGGAAGAGUUCGAUGCCAUCACUGCAGCCUACUAUCGUGGAGCCCAUGCCUGUGUCCUUGCUUUUUCAGCAACAGAUCGCGACUCCUUCGAGGCCAUUCCCUCGUGGAAAAUCAAGGUAGAAAACGAGUGUGGUGAAAUUCCAACAGUCUUAGUGCAGAACAAAAUGGAUUUGGUGGAGCAAUGUGUCAUUGAUCCAGACGAAGCAGAAAGGCUGGGCCGAGCGUUAGGCUGCAAGCUACUACGUACCUCGGUAAAGGAGGACGUCGGCGUAAUAAGCGUCUUCCGGCACCUGGCGGCUCGAUGUAUCUACGAAAUGCGUCGCUACGAAGAUGAGGAUGACUUUAGAUUCUACACGUCCGGGCCUCGUUCGGCCUCCGUUAUAAGUGCUUUCAGUCCGAAUGGCUCGGUGGGCAGCCGGAAUCCGAGCAAUGGAACGAUCGUCCUGCGAGCGAGCAGCAAGAUGAGACAUCAUAAGAAGCGAAAUUUUGUAAAGAAUGCCUGCCGGUUACUUUAGCAAAACUAUCGGCUUUAUAAGAGAUAUAAAAUUGUUCUACAUAUUGAUGUACGAUCGUUAUUUAUUAACGCUAUUUCAAUCUCUUUUUUUCUCGUAUCUUUAUUUUUUUUGGACUAACAUUUUAAUAAGAGCUUAAAUACCCAUAAGUUCCAUGCGUAUGGAUAAGUGUAACGAGGCAAC
This is a messenger RNA of Copidosoma floridanum, 1278 nucleotides long. RefSeq names its product RAS oncogene family member Rab23 (gene Rab23). Lineage: Eukaryota; Metazoa; Arthropoda; Insecta; Hymenoptera; Encyrtidae. Gene Ontology annotation, molecular function: GTP binding; GTPase activity. The record is from RefSeq and is a predicted model, not a curated record.